Uranotaenia lowii is the source of this 601-nucleotide messenger RNA. RefSeq names its product pupal cuticle protein C1B-like. NCBI's taxonomy places the organism in Eukaryota, Metazoa, Arthropoda, Insecta, Diptera, Culicidae. The coding region runs from base 141 to 533 and encodes 130 amino acids. The transcript is spliced from 2 exons. The record is from RefSeq and is a predicted model, not a curated record.
CCGAACUUUUCGAGAAUGGUUCAUGAUGGCUCGAUCAAUGGUAUAAAUAUCAAGCGCAGCGCAACAGUAGCCAUCAUCAGUUUAUCAAAUCCCUUUCAACAAGCUUCACCAAAGCCCCAAAUACCAAACCAAAACUCAAAAUGUUCGCCAAAGUGUUCGUCCUCGCUGCCGUUGCUGUUGCCUGUGCCAACGGAAAGCCGCUCGUCGCUGCCCCAGUCGUCGCAGCGGCUCCAGCUGUAGUGACAGCCCAGAGUUCCCAGGUCAUCGCCCGGAACUAUAAUGGGAUCGCCGCGGCUUACACUGCCCCCAUUGCUGCCGCUUACACAGCUGCUCCAGUAGCAGCCGCCUAUACUGCUGCUCCAUAUGCCACCGCCGCUUACACCGCCCCAGUUGCUGCAGCUUACACCACCGGUUUUGCCGCUCCUUACACCGCCGCUGCCUACGCUGCCCCAUAUGCUGCCGCUUACACCGCCGCUCCAGUGGCUACUCCAUUUGCUUCCGCCGCUUACACCGCCUAUCCUUAUGUCCUGUAAAUGCUCCCUUCAGCUAUCCCUUUUGCCAGAAAAAAACCCUUUUAAAUAAACCUCGCCUUGCAAAAUAA